Molecule: messenger RNA, 477 nt
Organism: Echinococcus granulosus
Lineage: Eukaryota; Metazoa; Platyhelminthes; Cestoda; Cyclophyllidea; Taeniidae
Product: cAMP-regulated phosphoprotein
Exons: 3
Coding region: 1-477 (158 amino acids)
Cellular component (GO): cytoplasm
Molecular function (GO): protein phosphatase inhibitor activity
Source: RefSeq, a predicted model, not a curated record
AUGGGUGAAGCUAGUGGGGAUCUAGAAGGUUUUACGACUUCGCCCCUGGGUCUCUCGUCAUUCUUGUUAUUCAUCCCUUCCAGCAGUGAAGACAGUAUGCUCCUCGAUGUCUGCCAGGUGGACCUGACCUCGUCAACGUCACAGGAGGAGCAGGAAUCUGAAUUAAAAGCUAAGUAUCCUGGUUUAGCCCAAAGGGGUGCCGCCUCAAUGCUCUUACAGAAGAGGCUCAAUCGAGGUCACAAAUUUUUCGAUUCUGGCGACUACAACAUGGCGCGAGCCAAAACUGCUCAACAGAAAUCGACAACUGAGGAAGAGGCUAUUGAAAAGGAAGAGAUCCUUCAGGAAUCGACGGGCGUUACUAUCGCCACUCCUGAAAGUGUCCCAGCAGUGCGCCGAAAGUCUAUGGUGGGGGGUCUGCGUUCGCAUCGAGACAGUCUCACUGCCACCGAGCCUCAUCACCAUCCAGGGAAUCAAUGA